Messenger RNA from Dermacentor silvarum, 3619 nucleotides. RefSeq lists its product as uncharacterized. The coding region runs from base 205 to 597 and encodes 130 amino acids. Lineage: Eukaryota; Metazoa; Arthropoda; Arachnida; Ixodida; Ixodidae. The transcript is spliced from 3 exons. The record is from RefSeq and is a predicted model, not a curated record.
GCGCUCUUCUCGGCCAGCGGUUCCCAUAACGACGGUGCCACCAAACACCUCUGUUCCACAGACCAUGACGGAGGAAUUGCCGCGCAAUGGCCUCAGCCUGCGGCGCCGAACCAGGGCCGCGCAUAGCGUAGUUUGUCGUACAGGUGGCUCGGUAGGCAAUCGGCCGCAGAACAAACGCGCUCGAGUACUACGACGUGGCCGAGGAUGCCGCAUCGCGGCCGCUCUGAGUUGUUGCCGUCGGCUCUGGUCGCGCUGUGGCUCUCCUCAUUUGCCUGCAUUGCUCAUGCCGCCAAGAAAGACUGUUUGAUAGACAAGGAGAAAGGAUGGUUUGACCCCAGCAAUGUGUACCAAUGCAUGAACUCCGAUUGCUGCACCGAGUACGGCAAGCACUCCUGCUGCGCCAAGAAGGCAAAAUCCGAAAUCAUACAAGAGCAGUUGCUACUCUGGGGCGGCUUACUGGGCUUCCUGCUUCUCCUCGCUGUCAUCAUCUACUGCAAGAGGAAGGACGUGCAGAUCUUCGAGGGCCGCUCUCUGCGCUGCAAGUUCUGCCCCGGACAGAGGGACCGAAUUGAGAACAUUCGAUCGAACGUGGCUUGAGCCGGCGGCAGUAAAGAUGCGACGCGACUGGGAUCUCCCUCCGCCCGCCGCCGAGCACGCGGGCCCUCGGCGGCCGCCUUCGCACGCGAGCGCCUCGUCGGGACCCACGUGUCGAGCGAUGGCGGCUCCUCCGUAGACGUGGCACUUCGUGCCAUUUCACAAGGAAGGAAAAUGAAAAGUUUGCAAAUCCAGAGAUUAGGAAGUGAUCGCGGGUUGCACCAGUAUUUCUUUUUCUUCCAUAUAGCGAGUGAGCAAUUAAGAAAAACUAACUUAGACAUAAAAGUAAAGUAUGUUCCUCUGUUGUAACCACGAUUCUUGUCAGGCAUAUAGGAAAACUGUUCUUAGAUCAUCGGCUGUUGUAAGUUACGUAGUCUUUCUUUCUUUAAAUUAAUGUGAGGAUAAUGGACUUUUCUUUUUUGGAAGGCGACGUUUUCCAGGUGGAUGAAGCGUCGUAAUAUCCAGAAUUACGCAAUUGCGCUUUGUUGAAGUAUACUGAACAGUCACUGCCGAACGGGUCUCUAAAUACUAAAUACGAGCAAAGCCUCUGCGAGGGCCAUUUGGUGCAAAGUCGUUAAAGCUGUUAAACGGAACACUGCCUAAAAUCUUGCUAACUAAAUAAGUCGAGUUUUUCUCCAUCAUAUUAAACGUUUUGGCGACGACAAGGUCAAUAGUGCGAACAGUGCGAGCGACGAGAGAGAAAGUAAGGAAAGAAAAAGAAAGCAUACAGGACGGGUGCUGAUUAUUAUUUAUAUUAGUAGUACUGUCAAGAAAUAGGCGUUGAGUGGCUUACUAUAACCCAGCUUAAUGCGUCAUUAGCGAUGUUAGCCAUGUUGACGGCAAACUAAAUAGCCCAACUUCGCACUUUCGUAGGCCUGUGGUGUCUAACGACUUUUUCAGAGGAAUAGCCCAUUAAUUCCGACAUUUGUGCUUUCAAAGCUGAUGACAACUUCUGACCGCGGCACGUAUAUCUUUUUUCGUGCACAACUUCCUGCCGCUAGCUGGAAAUAGCCGAUAAUCGCAUACGUAAUGGGCUGUUUUAGCGUAGCAGUUUUAUUGCAUUGUUAUCACUGUGUGGUCAUCAUCCUACUCUUCUGGAGGGGGCAGUCGCAGUUGAUCAGCUUUCGCCUCGUUUCCAACAGUCCUGAAAACGCGUUCGCAUCGCUCUUUUUGUGACCCGGUAGUCCUCAACGCCUUGUCUGGGCGCGAAAUCUAAGAUAUUGAUUUCCUUCAAGCUGAGCUCGACACAAGAAGAGCGUCGUACGAGCACGGACGUUUGGAUGCGGAAAAAAAUGAAUUGACAGACGUUCUGACAAUUGUUCCACUUUGAGAAAUACGAUUUUGAUGGCCUCAUGUGCGCGCUGAGAAUACCGACCGGCGUCACUUUGUCAGUGCCGGUGCGUUUACAUUCGAUAAACUAAAUCGAAAACCGCAACGAAAUAUUGGUUGCACUUUGUGCUCCAAGCAAGUUGAAAAGCCUCCAUCGAACGUCAAAAAAAAAAUUUAUUGUAACUGAGUAAAAAAACAAGAACGAAAAAACAAGCACAAUGUCAGGAGCGGCGUAUUGUUAUUGUUUAUUAAAUGCCAUACACUUCGGAAAGUACGCAACAGAAGAUCUGCCUAUUCCGAUAUCAUCGAUAAUAUACCCAGAAGGUCAAGUAAUAUAAGAAAACAGAAAGAAAGAAAGAAAGAAAGAAAGAAAGAAAGAAAGACAUGAACAAAGAAACAAACACAAACCAAGGGAUCUACAAUAAAGGACAAAAGAAAAAAAUGUAAAGCAGUUUAUGCGCAGUCUGUGCACCCGGGCAACACGCACUGCGCAGAGUCGGAGAGCACGAAGCACCGCAGCAGAUGGAAUUAUUAUACGUGGCCCACCACCAUCUGUGCGGGCUCUUGCUUGCUUGUUGUCUGCAAUGUUGAACAGUAACCACAGGUAAACUCGUUCAUGUGCAGUCGCGUUGCAGGAGCUUUGGUAACGGUGGCAAUAAUACCAUUCCGCGAGGUAUAUCUGUUUUCUCUACUAAUCAGAGCGCAUUAACGGCGACUGUGUGAGUGUGGUCCCUGAAUUUUAGUAUGCGUGCCAGCAUGAUAACCGACUCUUCUUUGCAGAAUUUCUUCCAUCAUGGUGGUUUAUAAAGAACUUUUCUUUAAAAGUAACUGUUUUCAUUUGACAGAUGACAGACGCCCAAGUCAAACCACCCGCAAUACCGUUUACCCGCGCGCACCUCGGCCUUACUGCUAGAUCAGGUGGACCAUUCGGGUCCUAAACUACAAAAUUAACUAUCCCUGUACACUUUCAACAUGCAGAAGAUCCCAUGGACAUACUGGCACCUGCUCACCGAACCCUUUUCCUGGCAGAGCACGCCACUGAACCCUUGGAGAAAAGGGGAAAAGCAUCCUAUUGUAACAACAUGGGUCCUAUCGAUACGAUGCUUUACUUUAAUGGCAGGCGGGUUUCGCUAAUUCAUAGAAUUAGAGUUGCACAAAACUUGCGGUCCAAACUCACAUCGUUGCAAGAUGCAUUGAAGCAUUCGCUGCCGCAAUCUGACUACGCAGAACAUCCGACGACAAAAUUGCAGGCCUUCUUUGCGCAAGCAGCAAUAGCCCCUGCAGUAGGCUUUGUCAAGCAUGCCGCAUUUCUGGACAAAGCUUUGGAUCAUUCAGCACAACCAUAGAAACUUUAGAGUGACACGCAGAUAUUUUCUUUUUAGCUCACUUUCCUUUUGUACUUUCAUCGUUCCGCCCCCAAAUCUUGUUCGUUUUCUUUGCCGUCGCUCUUUAAGAGAGCACCACUGGGGCAGCCCGCAAAUAUUUCUGAAGGCUUCAAAAUGUAACCGCGAGGAGUCUGGAGAGCAUUUUGUUUUCUUAAAAAAAAUUAAAGGAACAAAGGAACAAAGAAACCUCUGAUAGGACGCGGCAGCUUGACUCGUCUCGCUGUUACUUUAAGGCGAUUGUUUCCAAAUAAUAAUGACGUCCAGCAAAUAAAUAAAUAAAUAAAUAAAUAAAUAAAUAAAUAAAUAAAUAA